AUGGGCUUCUUCAGCGGUACCAAAAAGAAAGAUAACAAAUCAAAUUAUGAUAGUGAUGCUAUCAAAGUUGAAAUUUCAGCUCCAACCGACUUCAAAAGAGGAGUACAUAUUGAAGUAGAUCUCAACCAAGGAACAUUGAAGGGCGUGCCAGCUGCAUGGAAAGAUACAUUUGGAGAUAGUGCUCAAUAUGAAGAAGAUGUUUCUCAAGUCAAUCCAAACCUUCUUCCUUCCAUCAGCACAUCAUCAUCAGAAGAAAAAGUACAAGGUCUAGUCAUUUCAAAGCCUUUCGAGUUCAAACAUAACAUCCAUGUUGAUUACAACAGUGAGACUGGUUUUGUUGGUCUCCCUCCAGAAUGGGAAUCCAUGUUGAAAUCAUCAGGUAUUACGAAAGACGAAGCAAUGAAAGACCAAGAAGCUGUGUUAGGUAUUUUGGAUUUGGCAACUAACAACAUGCAAAGACCUGAUGAAACAUCAGCCAAACAGAAGCCAAUCGGUGGCAAGAAACGCCUUGUGGAUUAUCUUCAAAAUGAAGAUCCAACAAAAGUGUUCGGUAAACUACAAAGACUUGACGAAGGUUCUUCAGGAGUUGUUUAUAAAGGCAUUCACAACAAGACAGGAAUGAAGGUUGCUAUCAAGAUUAUUCAAAUCAAAGCAGAUACAAAAUUAGAAACAUUGGAGAAUGAAAUUGCUAUGAUGCACUCAUGUCAACAUGAAAACAUUGUAAAGUAUGUCGGAGCCUACUCUCACAACCAAGAUCUUUGGAUUGUCAUGGAAAUGAUGAGUGGUGGUAAAUUGACAGAUUUAUUGUUGAACACUCAAUUUACUGAACCAGAGAUUGCAGCUGUUUGCAAAGAAACAUUGAAAUCUCUCAAAUACCUUCAUGACAAUCAAAGAAUUCACCGUGACAUCAAAUCAGACAACAUUCUUUUGGGUGAGGGUGGUGAAGUUAAAUUAGCUGACUUUGGAUUUUGUGCUGAACUUUCUCAAACAUCAGAUAAGAGACGAUCUGUUGUAGGAACACCAUAUUGGAUGGCUGAAGUUAUUCGUGGUGUAGAUUAUGACACAAAGGUCGAUAUUUGGUCAUUAGGUAUUAUGGCUCUUGAAAUGGCCGAUGGUGAACCACCAUUGCUUGACUUGCCACCAUUGAGAGCUUUGUUUAUUAUUGCAACUCAACCUCCUCCAACUUUGAGAGAACCUGAGAAAUGGUCCAACACCUUUAAAGAUUUCUUAGCUUGUGCUCUUGCCAAGAAUCCACAAAAGAGAGCCUCAGCAGAUGAUCUUUUGGCUCACCCAUUCAUUCAGAAAGCUUGUGACACAAAAUUCCUAGUAGAGCUGAUUAAGAAGUACAGAUUAAAGAAGUAA
Naegleria fowleri is the source of this 1362-nucleotide messenger RNA. RefSeq lists its product as uncharacterized. Bases 1 to 1362 code for a protein of 453 amino acids. Gene Ontology annotation, biological process: regulation of MAPK cascade; intracellular signal transduction; protein phosphorylation. NCBI's taxonomy places the organism in Eukaryota, Heterolobosea, Eutetramitea, Acrasida, Naegleriidae. Gene Ontology annotation, cellular component: cytoplasm. The transcript has 3 exons. The record is from RefSeq and is a predicted model, not a curated record. Gene Ontology annotation, molecular function: ATP binding; protein serine/threonine kinase activity.